Caretta caretta (loggerhead turtle) is the source of this 2415-nucleotide messenger RNA. RefSeq names its product BCL2 like 14 (gene BCL2L14). Gene Ontology annotation, biological process: regulation of extrinsic apoptotic signaling pathway. The record is from RefSeq and is a predicted model, not a curated record. NCBI's taxonomy places the organism in Eukaryota, Metazoa, Chordata, Testudines, Cheloniidae.
UCUGAUUAUAAGGAAGUGAAAGACACUCUCUCAAGUGCAGCUCUGCCCUUAUUUGAAGCAUGUAAGCAAAUGUUUUAACAAAAAGCUGAAAUUUUAAAAUAAAAACAUUACCCCCUUUUCUUUGCAGGAAAGCCAGGAAGAUUACAAGACUCAACUGGUUUUAACAGAAAAGAAAUAGUGACCGGAAAAACAUAAGGAAGUGCUCAGCUCAAGAGACUUUAAGCCUGUUGGUGCAACUUCGGCGGAAGGGGCAAGAUGAAGCUAACCAGUGACGCCAACAUGGAAGAGAUCUCUCUGGAGGAUGAGGACAGAGACACCGUGGAAUACAAAGUUCUUAUGGCCUAUGCCCAGCGGCGUCUCUCUGUGAGUAAAUACAGGCAACUUCUGGAAAGGGAGGCGAAGACCUUGAAAGGAUCGUCUACAGAGAGAGGGGAAAGGGAAGGGAUCCCUCAAGCCAAUAAGGGUGAGACGCACCAAGAAUUGUCAGUCCAGGACAAAGGGCCCGCUGCCCAACGUAAAAAGCAAAGGAAGAAAAAGUUCAUGCAGAGAUGCCUGCUGCUUUUCUCCUGUGCCAGAGGAGAGAGGGAGAAGGGCCCACAGGAGCUAGCCACAAACCAAGACACUGUGAAUGGGUAUGGCUUAAAGUUGCAGAUGGCACUCCAGACCUCUUCUCCAGAGUCAGAAGGUGAGGCAGAGGGUUUCCUCCACGUUGCAGACAGUCUUGCUAAGAUAGUUAAUGCCAGGUCGCACUCAGCUCCCCGGGGAGUGGGUUUCAGAGCGCUAGAGCGCACUCCAAGUCUAGAGGCAGAUGGUGGACAGCUCAAAUUCCCUCAGCAAGAGGGAGGUGAAAAAGAUGAAGAAGAGAGGAUAAUAGAAACGAUAGUUGCAUUGUUAAGACAAUCUGGGGAUAAACUGGAAGAAACGAUAAAAAGGGACAGCACUUUCUAUCACUGCGUCACAAAGAUGCUCUCCUAUGCCUUCUUCAAGAAACUCACUGAUCAGUACCUGGAGGAAGUCCCAGAAGAUUCUACCAGGGAGACAGAAGGCAAAAUACAGUGCACCAAAGCUGCCUUUGUGAUGGAAGUUACAACCAGACUUACAGCCGUGGACAACCAUCCUAUGAACAUGGUCCUUGGGUUUGGAGUAAAAUACCUCAAAGAAAAUUUUAGCCCUUGGAUUCAGAACCAUGGUGGAUGGGAACAUGCCUUGGGAUUAUUGGACGAGGAAGAAGUAGAAUAAACUUGAGCAGAUUCACUCUCCAGGGCUUUUAAUAGCCUUGGACAGGCACACAUGCUGUAGCUUUACAACAAUCCAAUGCCAGAGUGAUUUUGAGAGGGGAGGGUAGAAGGGGAGAAUGCUGGGACUUGAAGGUCCCCAAGGGAAGGAAGUGUGAUCACUCUUCUUGAAGCCUUCUGUUAAGGUGGAAGUGUUAAUCAAUGUGUAGGAGAACAAGACUAGCUACUUUUCUCAGGGUGAGCAAACAUCUCAGUGGCCCUAGAGUGCCACCUUGUGCCUCAUGGCUAACAUGACUUCAGAUGCCUUUUUAAACCUUGUAAUGGAUGUAUCUUAAGGUUCAAAUACCACAGUGUGUAAUCCAUGCCAAGCAACUCCUGAAUGUAACUGAGCUACAGCUGCAAGGCCAGAUUUUCAUGUGCUCUGAACCCAGUGAUGGGGCCAGAUUUUCCCACAGAGCUCAGCGUGUUAAGUGCUGCAAAUGCUUUUCAGAAGCUGACCCUUAAUGCUAUCACCUUACCACUUACAAUCAGGUUAUGCUAGAGCUGUAUUUGGGCCUUGUGUGUGUUUCAGCCAAUCAGAGGCCAGUUUGUUAUGAAAUAAGGUGGAUUCUGACCAGGGGACACUGUAUUUAUUUUCCCUAGCUUGAAUCACAGACCACCGUUCAGCAAGGUCCAGCCAGUGCUGUUUUUAACAUGCUGCAAAUGGCGUAGCACUGCUGGAUCCACAUCCCUCUUCUGGUGUGGUGCUGCUAAUGUGUUAAUUGCUCACCAAGAAGGACAGAGAGACAAAGUUGGCUUGAAUGUAACAGUGAAAAUUAGCCAUCCAAAAAUAAGCAGCUGUUUUUUAUUUUGCUCAGUGUUAGUGGGCUGGGAUGAGAGGGAUUUUUCUCCAGCAGCAGGAGGGGUCAAUGCAGAACCUCAGUCAAGUGAGCUGUUUCUUAUUUAAACAGUCUUUCACUUUUCAUACAUGUCACAGUUUCUCUUUGAGUGCUACCUCCUUCUUCUACAGCAGAGCUCAGUCAUACCCCUUGGCCUGAGAUGAUGGCUUUGAUUUGCUGUAGGCUAGUGUGAAAACUUGUGCACCACUCUUGUAGUUGCAGUUAAUUGCAUUCACUGCAUCGCAGUCCAAAAUUUCAUUGCUGGGCCAAACACUAGUUCUCCAUGAUGAAUAAAAGAGUGC